GCGCACGGAUAAAAAGAAGAAAAAUGCGAGGGAAUUAUUUAUAGGGUGCGCGUGUUCGCCUAUAGAUAGGGGGGGCGGGGGUGUGGAAGAUGCUGCCUUUCUAUCUCCAUCUCAUGGCGGAUAUUGCCAGAGCUGAGCUCACGCCAUCUCCUCCUCCACCAACGGAUCACAUUCUGGCUUUCUCUCGGGAACCGUGACACCCUUUGACCUCUUGCACCGUUUCCUCUGGUCAAAAUCUCUCCUCUCUCUGAAUUACUUGGGGUUGGGUUGGGUUGGGUUGGGUUGAGUGGUGGAGCUUGCAGGGUCUCGGGAAUGGCUGUUGCUAUGGCCUCUGCCAACCUCGCCACGACCCUCUCCGGUCUUAGUAAAGCAUUUGAAACUGCCAGAUCGAGUGUGGCUCCGGUCGCUGGGUUUUCCUCUUCUGGGUUGAGGGCUGCGCGUUCUUGCCCUCUUCACGGCCAAAGAUUGUCGUCUUCAAGAACAGUCAUUAGACAAGCAUCAGCUGCUACUACUCUGGAGGAUGGAAGCCAGAGUGAAACUGACAUUGUUCCAACCCCUAAAGUUAUCAUAGAUCAGGACUCCGAUCCAGAUGCCACUGUUCUGGAGAUCACAUUUGGGGAUCGCCUCGGAGCUCUCCUUGAUACGAUGAAUGCAUUAAAGAACCUUGGCCUGAAUGUUGUCAAGGCAAAUGUAUAUUUGGAUUCUUCAGGGAAGCACAACAAGUUUGCCAUAACCAAAGCUGAUACUGGAAGAAAGGUUGAGGAGCCGGAGUUGCUAGAGGCUAUUCGAUUAACGGUUAUUAAUAAUCUCAUAGAGUAUCACCCGGAAUCAAGUACACAAUUAGCAAUGGGAGUCGCAUUCGGAGCUGUACCACCAACACAGCAGGUUGAUGUAGACAUAGCCACGCACAUAAAUGUUGUCGAUGAUGGUCCUGAUCGAAGUUUGCUGUUGGUGGAGACGGCUGAUCGUCCUGGCUUACUGGUGGAUCUUGUGAAGAUCAUAACUGAAAUCAAUAUUGCUGUGGAAUCAGGAGAGUUUGAUACUGAGGGGUUGCUGGCUAAGGCAAAAUUUCAUGUCAGCUACAAGGGCAAAGCCAUCAUCAAGCCUCUCCAGCAGGUCCUUGCGAAUAGUCUGCGGUACUUCUUGAGACGUCCAACAACCGAGGAGUCGAGUUUUUGAGCCAUUGUACCAUGUAGUACGAAUGGGAGUGUAAAGCAUCGAUCAGUCUGUUCGACAUUGAAUAUGGGUCCAUUAUAGUUACAUUUUUUAGUCUGCUCACUCACUAGAAUGAUAUGUACGCAAUGCGUAAAACUGAAAAAGUAGAGGAAUAAGCUUCUACUAAACUGCUACAGCAGUGAACCGUAACUUUAUGUAUCGAACUGUUUCCGAAUGAAUGCUGUAGUAUACAAUGUCCAUACCCUUGGUUUUUAGCUGUCA
Molecule: messenger RNA, 1437 nt
Organism: Syzygium oleosum
Lineage: Eukaryota; Viridiplantae; Streptophyta; Magnoliopsida; Myrtales; Myrtaceae
Product: ACT domain-containing protein ACR11
Exons: 10
Coding region: 313-1179 (288 amino acids)
Cellular component (GO): chloroplast stroma; chloroplast thylakoid membrane
Source: RefSeq, a predicted model, not a curated record